Malassezia pachydermatis is the source of this 456-nucleotide messenger RNA. Its product is annotated as 60s ribosomal protein l24. Gene Ontology annotation, cellular component: cytosolic large ribosomal subunit. Bases 1 to 456 code for a protein of 151 amino acids. NCBI's taxonomy places the organism in Eukaryota, Fungi, Basidiomycota, Malasseziomycetes, Malasseziales, Malasseziaceae. The transcript has 3 exons. The record is from RefSeq and is a predicted model, not a curated record. Gene Ontology annotation, biological process: cytoplasmic translation. Gene Ontology annotation, molecular function: structural constituent of ribosome; mRNA binding.
AUGAAGGUCGAGAUUUGCUCGUUCUCGAACAGGAAGAUCUACCCGGGCAAGGGUAAGCUCUACGUCCGCGGUGACAGCAAGGUCUUCCGCUUCCUCGGCUCGAAGCCGGAGUCGCUGUUCCACCAGCGCAAGAACCCGCGUAAGAUCGCUUGGACGGUGCUGUACCGCCGCAUGCACAAGAAGGGUAUCUCGGAGGAGGCCGCCAAGAAGCGCACUCGCCGCACGGUCAAGCACCAGCGUGGCGUUGUGGGUGCGUCGCUUGACUUGAUCAACGCCCGCCGCAACCAGAAGCCGGAGGUCCGUGAGGCUGCUCGCAAGGAGCACCUCACCAAGUCGAAGGAGACCAAGAAGGCUCGCGCUGCUGAGCGCAAGGCCAACCGCGCUGCCGCUGGUGCCAACGCUCAGAUGUCGCGUCAGCAGGCCAAGGGCGCCGUUCGCGGUGGUCCGAAGGCUUAA